Molecule: messenger RNA, 2310 nt
Organism: Thamnophis sirtalis
Lineage: Eukaryota; Metazoa; Chordata; Lepidosauria; Squamata; Natricidae
Product: gamma-aminobutyric acid receptor subunit rho-1
Biological process (GO): monoatomic ion transmembrane transport
Cellular component (GO): membrane
Molecular function (GO): extracellular ligand-gated monoatomic ion channel activity; GABA-A receptor activity
Source: RefSeq, a predicted model, not a curated record
GUAUUUGUUGUCUCCCUGCCAUGUAGCCCUAUACUUAAACGAAGUCCCGAUAUCACCAAAUCACCACUGAUAAAGUCAGAACAACUUCUCAAAAUAGAUGACCAUGACUUCAGCAUGCGACCAGGCUUUGGAGGCCCUUCAAUUCCUGUUGGAGUUGAUGUACAAGUUGAAAGUCUUGACAGCAUUUCAGAGGUUGAUAUGGAUUUCACCAUGACGCUUUACCUGAGACACUACUGGAAAGAUGAAAGAUUGUCAUUUCCAAGUACCAAUAACCAAAGUAUGACUUUUGAUGGCAGACUUGUGAAAAAGAUCUGGGUGCCUGACAUGUUCUUUGUCCAUUCAAAGCGUUCCUUUAUCCAUGACACAACAACAGAUAAUGUCAUGCUUCGAGUACAACCAGAUGGGCAAGUACUUUACAGCUUGAGGGUCACUGUAACAGCAAUGUGUAACAUGGAUUUCAGUCGUUUUCCCCUUGACACGCAGACAUGUUCUCUGGAAAUUGAAAGCUAUGCUUAUACUGAAGAUGAUCUCAUGCUGUACUGGAAGAAUGGGAACGAAUCCUUGAAAACAGAUGAUAGAAUAUCAUUAUCUCAGUUCCUUAUACAAGAGUUCCACACCACCACCAAACUCGCUUUUUAUAGCAGCACAGGUUGGUACAACCGUCUCUUCAUCAACUUCACAUUAAGACGACAUAUCUUCUUCUUCUUGCUUCAGACCUAUUUCCCUGCCACUCUGAUGGUCAUGUUGUCUUGGGUUUCUUUCUGGAUAGACCGCCGUGCUGUGCCUGCAAGAGUUCCCUUAGGUAUCACGACAGUACUGACCAUGUCUACCAUCAUCACUGGUGUCAAUGCCUCCAUGCCUCGAGUUUCCUACAUCAAAGCUGUGGACAUUUACCUCUGGGUCAGUUUUGUGUUUGUCUUCCUCUCAGUAUUAGAGUAUGCUGCAGUGAAUUACCUGACCACAGUGCAAGAGAGAAAAGAAAGGAAGCAAUGCGAGAAGUUUUCUGGUGCUUCUGCAAUCCCACAGCCAAAGCAAAUGACAGGGAUGGAAGGCAGCUACAGUGAUGGAGAAGUAAAUGAAUUAGGGCAAUAUGUGUCUGAAAAUGGAGGCAAAGAAGACAGAAUGAUGGUCCAGUUGGGUCUUGGAUCAGAAGGAAAUUCAAAUAGGAGGAAAAUCCAGAGAUAUAGCAGCAUGAGAAUUGACACUCAUGCCAUUGACAAGUAUUCCAGAAUAAUAUUUCCAGGAUCAUACAUUUUAUUUAAUUUGAUAUACUGGUCCAUUUUUUCAUAGUUCUUUUUUCUGUAGCUAUUUUUUAUGUGCUUGCAACAAUAUCAUGCAUCAAUUAUCAAGUAAAUUUGAAAGUGGAAACUGAAUGUUCUUCGUUCUUCCUGAUAAAGUUUGGUACUUAAUAUGAAUAUCACUUAAAUAGCUCUCCUGUUCAUUUUCUUGUGAUUUCAAUGGGAAAUAGCAAAGAGAAGAGAAAAGCCUACCUUUUGCAAAGGGGAUUCUUUGAACAGGGUUUGCAUUUUAAAAGACUUGUACUAAAUUACUAAAGGACAAAAGAAGGCAAGAAGAUACUUUAAAGUUCUCCUUUGAAACUUCUGAUUAUGGAAUUUUUAUUUCAGCUACAGAAAUGGACUAUAUUUUAAUUUUUUUUUCAGUUGUAAAUAUAUUAUGUGCCAUUAAGUCAUUAUUGAUUCUUAACCACCAUAUAGGUACCAGGACGAUUUAUCUCCAAUCUGGCCCAUCAGAUCUUCAAAUAAUGUACCCAUUGCCAGUUUGAGUCUAUUCACUUUGCUGCUGAUUGUCCUCUUUUUCUCUGUCUUCUUACAUUUCCCAAAAUUAUUAACCUUAAAAUGUGAGCUUGGUGAUUUUUUGUUUUCAAUAGGAAGUUUGCACUGAUUUGUUCUAUGAUCAAUUAGUUUUCUGGCUACUCACCGUAUUCUCAGAAGUCGUCUCCUACACCAAAGUUCAAAAGCAUCGAUAUUAUUAUUUUUUAAAUCAUAAAUUAAAAAUCUCUUUGUAGAUAAAUUACAAAUGUAGAUACUCUACAGCUACUCUACAAGAUUUAAUAAUCUUAAAAGAAGUGUAGAUGUUAAGCUUGUAUUUAUUUCGCUUAGAAUUUUCUGCCUUAGUAAAGAAAAUAUUUUUUGAUACCUAAAAGUAUUAUGGCAUGUUAGAAAAACAUUUUAUGAAGGCCAUUUAAUGAAUUACCAAUACUGCUGGUGCCUAAAUUGAAUGAGGUUUUUUUUUGUUUAAAUCAACGAAUCUGACAUUUUAAAGGAGACAGAGAUAUAUAUAAAAAAAUGG